Brassica rapa (field mustard) is the source of this 2289-nucleotide messenger RNA. Its product is annotated as sugar transport protein 2. Gene Ontology annotation, cellular component: membrane. The record is from RefSeq and is a predicted model, not a curated record. Gene Ontology annotation, molecular function: monosaccharide transmembrane transporter activity. Gene Ontology annotation, biological process: monosaccharide transmembrane transport. NCBI's taxonomy places the organism in Eukaryota, Viridiplantae, Streptophyta, Magnoliopsida, Brassicales, Brassicaceae.
CAAUGAUCUUGGUUUGCUAGGAUCAAUUGGAAAUGUCACUAUUUGUUUUUUUUGGUGGUUUAAACCUAGACCUAGUUAGUUAGUUCUCUCACGAUGAUGCAGGUGUAUUAUCCAUACCGAUUAUUCUGGUUGACUUAAAACACUAUCAUUUUAUUUUUUAUCUCAACUUUAUCUGCUUGUUUAAAUUGCUUCAUUCUGUAUUAUCUUUUCCUUGAUUAUUUGUGUAUUUAAACAUGUGGAUAAUUGAUGUAAAAAACAUGUGGAUAAUUGAUGUAAACUGAACAAACUCUUAUCCAUGUUCAAAAGUAUAUAUAUAUAAAAACUAAUAUAUAUUUUGUAGUGAAAUUCGGUGUUAGAUCCAAUAAAUCCUCGUUGUUGAAAUAUAAAUUUCUUUUUAGAAUGAUAUUAUCUUGAUAUCAAAACAAAUGCAAAGAAGAACUAUCUUAAACACAAGCAGAUUUAUCCACCGUAUUUAUCUAAAGUAGUUUCAAGUCAACCAAAAAAUCGGGUCUAACAAAGAUUUAUGGGGGAAAAUCAUAGUUUAUCCAAAACACUCCUAACUCAACUAUAAAAGAAACACAUCUAACUAAACCUUUGGUCAUAAACAUACUUAGAAACAAAGAGCUAGACAGAAAGAGAUAAAAAAAAUGGUUACGGGUGUGAUGAAUAUUGAAGAAGGUGCUUCCUUACCUGCAAAGAAUACUUUUCAAGUCUUCAUGUGCAGUAUCAUUGCCGCUGUUGGUGGUCUCAUGUUUGGUUAUGACAUAGGAAUCUCAGGAGGUGUGACGAGUAUGGACACUUUUUUAAUAAAGUUUUUCCAUCACGUGUACGAGAAGAAACAUAGAGUACACGAAAACAACUACUGUAAAUUCGAUGACCAGCUUUUGCAGUUGUUCACUUCUUCUCUAUACUUAGCUGGUAUCUUCGCCAGUUUAGCCGCUUCUUACUUAUCCAGAAGGUUUGGAAGGAAACCUAUAAUCAUGUCUGCCUCGGCCUUCUUCCUCUGCGGUGCUAUCCUCAACUUCUUUGCCCAAGAACUCGGCAUGUUGAUCGGUGGUCGUAUCCUCCUUGGCUGCGGCAUCGGUUUUGGUAAUCAGACCGUUCCAUUGUUCAUCUCAGAGAUUGCACCGGCUAGAAUCAGAGGAGGACUAAACCUCAUGUUCCAGUUUCUCAUCACCAUUGGAAUCCUAGCAGCAAGCUAUGUCAACUUCUUAACGUCCACGGUGAAAGACGGCUGGAGAUACUCUCUCGGCGGUGCAGCCGUUCCAGCCUUGAUCCUCUUGAUAGGUUCCUUCUUCAUCCACGAGACACCAGCUAGCCUCAUCGAGCGAGGUAAAGACGAAGAAGGGAAGAGAGUCCUGAGGAAGAUCAGAGGCCUUGAAGACAUAGAACUCGAGUUCAACGAGAUCAAACGCGCCACAGAGAUUUCGAACAAAGUGAAAAGCCCUUUCAAAGAACUCUUCACCAAAAGCGAGAACAGACCGCCGCUCGUGUGCGGAACGCUGCUUCAGUUCUUCCAGCAGUUCACUGGAAUCAACGUCGUUAUGUUCUACGCUCCUGUCUUGUUCCAGACGAUGGGGAGCGGUAACAAUGCUUCUCUGAUCUCCACCGUUGUUACCAACGGUGUGAACGCAGUCGCUACGAUUAUAGCCGUUGUCAUGGUUGAUAGGCUCGGAAGGAAGUUCUUUUUGGUCGAAGGAGCAACUCAAAUGACCGCUACACAGAUAUCUAUUGGAGCCUUGCUCUUAAAACACUUACACCUAAUCGGACCUAUUACAAGUCGCUCUGUGCCACUUAUUGUACUGAUCCUCAUCUGCAUCUACGUGUCUGGAUUCGCGUGGUCGUGGGGACCAUUGGGAUGGCUAGUUCCGUCUGAAAUCUACCCUCUUGAGGUGAGAAAUGCUGGAUACUUCUGUGCAGUGGCGAUGAACAUGGUCUGCACGUUCGUUAUCGGACAGUUCUUCUUGUCGGCGCUAUGCAGAUUCAGAUCAGCAUUGUUCUUCUUCUUUGCAGUCAUGAACGUUAUCAUGGGACUGUUUGUCAUCUUCUUUCUACCUGAGACCAAAGGUGUUCCUAUUGAGGACAUGGCUGAACAGCGUUGGAAGAAGCACUGGCAUUGGAGGAAGUAUUUUAAGCAGAACUAGAUAGUUAUUUCUACUUUGUAUUUUGAGCAUCUUCACAAACUUUCUUGCUACUUAGGUAGGGUUUCUUUAUUUUGGAGUUCAGGUUGUUUGCAUUUUGUUAAUAAUAAAAUUUAAUUAAAGAAUUUGUACGUGAAAUUGGCCAUAA